Cryptococcus deneoformans JEC21 is the source of this 1586-nucleotide messenger RNA. RefSeq lists its product as hypothetical. The record is from RefSeq and is a predicted model, not a curated record. Gene Ontology annotation, biological process: fatty acid beta-oxidation; medium-chain fatty acid catabolic process. Gene Ontology annotation, cellular component: mitochondrion. Bases 36 to 1298 code for a protein of 420 amino acids. NCBI's taxonomy places the organism in Eukaryota, Fungi, Basidiomycota, Tremellomycetes, Tremellales, Cryptococcaceae. Gene Ontology annotation, molecular function: medium-chain fatty acyl-CoA dehydrogenase activity; flavin adenine dinucleotide binding. The transcript has 17 exons.
CAACAAGGCAUACUGUAACUCACAUUUCUAUCAAUAUGAUCCAUCAAUAUCACCACAAAGCAUUGAAACUGGCUGCUACUUGUACUCGCCGACAAAUUCUCGCACGGGGAAUGGCCACCGCCAAUUCAGUUGUUUCAGGUCCUGUUAGCUUCUCUCUCAGCGAUGACCAAAGAGGUAUUCAAGAGCUGGCAACUAAGUUCACCCGGGAUGUUAUCGUUCCCCAAGCAGCUGAGUAUGACAGGACCAUGGAGUAUCCGUGGCCCAUCCUCAAAGAGGCCCACUCCUUGGGCCUGCUCAAUACACAUAUCCCCGAAGCUUAUGGAGGGCCUGAGCUAGGAUUACUGGAAUGUGCGAUUAUCUCAGAAUCUCUUGCUUUCGGGUGUUCUGGUAUCCAAACUGCAAUGGAAGCGAAUGGCUUAGCCGAAGCGCCUUUGAUCGUAGCAGCAUCUCACGAACAGAAGCGAAAGUACCUAGGACGAAUGACGGAGGAACCUUUGAUGGCAGCUUAUUGUGUGACUGAACCUGGAGCCGGAUCUGAUGUGGCAGGCAUCAAGACUAGAGCCGAGAAGAAGGGUGAUAAAUGGGUACUCAAUGGGAGCAAGAUGUGGAUAACAAAUGCUGGGCAUGCUAACUGGUUUUUCGUGCUCGCGAUUACGGACCCCGAAGCUUCCCCGAGCAGGGGCAUGACUGGAUUUAUCGUGGACGCGGACACCGAUGGUAUCAUCUUAGGAAAGAAGGAGAUAAACAUGGGACAACGAGCCUCUGAUACAAGAAUGGUCACGUUCGAAGAUGUUAUCGUCCCCGAAGAGAACGUAUUGGGAUCGCCAGGAGAAGGGUUCAAAAUCGCUAUGAAAGCAUUUGAUAUUACGCGUCCCCUGGUAUCGGCAGCUGCUGUUGGUCUAGCCCAAAGAGCCCUUGAAGAAGCUACUAAGUACGCCCAAGAAAGACAUACCAUGGGCCAGCCAAUUAUCAACCACCAGGGUGUAGCUUUCAUGUUGGCCGACAUGGCGAUCGGAGUUGAAGCGGCUCGUGGACUGGUCUGGAAAGCUGCUUGGGCGAAGGACUGCAGGCAACGCAACACGUUCUAUGCGUCGAUGGCCAAAGCCUUUGCUGGAAAAACCGCGGUUGAGAAUGCUAACCUUGGCGUACAAGUCUUUGGUGGCGCUGGAUUCAACACUGAGAUGCCGAUGGAAAAGUUGUAUCGUGACGCCAAGAUUUAUGAACUUUAUGAAGGGACUUCCCAAAUCCAGAAGCUAAUCGUCUCAAAGCACUUGCCUUCUCUAUACCCAGCUGCAUAAUAUGCUGGGCAUAUACGAAGACGAAGCCGGGACAUGAUGAAGGAAGAAGUGAAAAGUAAGAGGGUGAGUAGACGAUGUUGUAACAAGGGAGGAUCGAGGAAAGUCAAGCUGGCAAAGCAAACUGGAGCGUUGAGAGGGAAACGGUUUGUAUAGUUUCUGAGAUCAGAAGAUAUGUAAUGAAAAUGAUGAUUGUAGACAACCCAACCGAAGCAGGGACAGCAAUUGCUGUGACAGGAUCAGUGAAGCUUUGUACAGUACAUGCUCUUUCUACAAUAAUAGUAAAGGGAC